AUGAGAGAAUAUCAAAGAUUAACCGAUGCUGAUUCGCCUAUAGAUGGCGGAGACUUGUCAUCUAUAUCCAAGUCAAGACAACCAACGACGAUCUCGACAAAACCGUUAGCACCACCCCAAGAAAAUAAUGCAGAAACCAACAAUUAUAAUCACUCAUCUUCAGCAUCGAAAUUACCAUCACCAGUGAGACUACAACAUAAUCGAGGAUCUCUGCUAGAACUGGCUGUGUUGAAGUCAGCAUCGUCAGCAAAUCUCCCUCCUAAACAGCCAUCUACAACAUUUGAUCCUGAUGGCCAGCGUCGACCAUCAGCAGUAACAACAAGAAUUAAACGGUCGCUGAUUAGUUCUUUUACAAGCCCGUCGUUUUCCUCGCUACCACAAGAUGAAUCCGCAAGAUUAUCGUCUAAUACAAGACUCCCAAAAGAUUCUGGACAGGUGAAAUUAAUACUUGGGAUAGCGAAAGCGCUCGCUACAUAUGGUGCUCCUCUUUAUCGGGUCAGUCACAGAGCACAAGAAGCAGCCGACAGAUUGAACGUCCCCUUUGGAAUCCUGUGUCUGCCAUCUACACUCAUGAUUACGACAGGCGACGCUAGCCCAAAUCAUCCAACCCAGAGCCACUUUAUAGACUACACGUGUCGCAACCACGUUGGGAAACUACAAGACAUUGAUCGACUUGCCAGAAAAACACGAUAUUGUGCACCUCCUCGUAGUGGAAAGCACUCACCAACAAAGCCACCACCCAAUACUCUAAAAUCAAACGCAGCGUCCCCGAAUGGUGACGUACGUACACCACCACUGCUACAACGGAAACCGUCAAGAGCCUCCGAAAUCCAGCUGGACGAUGAUGACGACGAUGAAGACAAUGACGAAGACAGGACUACGAAAAGUGUCAAGAGGAAGGCCAGCUCUUCUUCGAUGAGGUUGCCACCUACCGUUGACGAACUUCUUGGUGAAUUGGACGACAUUAUCGAAAGAGAGGACGACUAUCCUGUGAUAGUCAACGUUAUUACGCAGGGCCUGUCUUCGGCGCUCUUGGCAUUGUUGCUAUUCGGGUCAGACUUUAUGGAAGCUGGAGUGUGCUUCGCCCUGGGGUGUAUAUCGGGUUUAACCAUCUUGCUGUCCGAUGCGUCAUGGUUGAAGUGUGCAGAGAUACUUGUACCAUUCACCGUGGCAAUUAUUUCUAGAUUAAUUCAUUUGACACCGUUGGGGCGCGACUUUUGCCAUCCCAUGGUCUCACUUGUUAGUUGCUCAGCGUUCUUUCCAGGUUAUAUGCUAGCUAUGGGAAUGUUAGAGGCGGGAUCAAACAAUGCUGGAGGAGCCGUUCGUGUGUUUCAAGCCUUCUUGCGGAGCUUGAAGUUGGGAUAUGGACUUUCUCUUGGAAGCCGUCUCGUAACAAGCAUGAUUGGAGAAUCAGAGCUUUCAGGAGGUGCUUGUGCAGCUCCUCAUCAUUCGAUUGAUUUAUGGCGGAUCCCUUUCUUUAUACCAUUGAACUUUGUUGUGAUGAUUAUGUUUAGAGCCAAGAUGAAGCAGUGGUUUCACAUCACAAUCAUCUCUUUUAUUUCCUUUUGCGUCAUCCUCGUUGGCACUCAAUUCUUUGCAAAGGACACUGCGACCCUUCUUGCAGCUUUUGCACUUGGAUUAGGUGGGAAUAUAUACGCUAGAUUGACAAAUGAUAUCGGAAUUGCAGCUAUUCUAUGUGGUAUGAUUUGGCUGACACCGGGUUCGCUGGGCGUGAAUAGCGCUAGGCAGAUGUUUGAUAGUACUAACGGUGAACUCGCUGGUGGUACCUUGUUUGGUAUUGAUAUGAUGACAAGGGGACUCUCCAUUGCUAUUGGAUUGUAUGUUGCUAAUGUCGUGGUUUUCCCCUUGUCCAAAGACAAAGUCAAGGCCGCAGACGCAACUCUUUAA
Messenger RNA from Synchytrium microbalum, 1908 nucleotides. RefSeq lists its product as uncharacterized. The record is from RefSeq and is a predicted model, not a curated record. Gene Ontology annotation, biological process: transmembrane transport. The transcript is spliced from 7 exons. NCBI's taxonomy places the organism in Eukaryota, Fungi, Chytridiomycota, Chytridiomycetes, Synchytriales, Synchytriaceae. Bases 1 to 1908 code for a protein of 635 amino acids. Gene Ontology annotation, molecular function: transmembrane transporter activity.